Molecule: messenger RNA, 1822 nt
Organism: Acanthopagrus latus (yellowfin seabream)
Lineage: Eukaryota; Metazoa; Chordata; Actinopteri; Spariformes; Sparidae
Gene: ucn3l
Product: urocortin 3, like
Exons: 2
Coding region: 207-695 (162 amino acids)
Biological process (GO): adenylate cyclase-activating G protein-coupled receptor signaling pathway; hormone-mediated signaling pathway; cellular response to nutrient levels
Cellular component (GO): extracellular region
Molecular function (GO): corticotropin-releasing hormone receptor 2 binding; hormone activity
Source: RefSeq, a predicted model, not a curated record
GAGACACUCCGCCGGUCAGACGGUGCGCACUGCUGACCUCCGCACACACAGCGUCACUUCACCGGGACCGAGCUCACAGUCUGAGUCGGGAGGAUUUUCUGCCUGUGGUUUUUUUAUUUUUCAUUAUUAGUUUCUUUGCAGAGCUGCGUGUGGGCUGACCUCUCCAACUGUAAUUCUUUGUUGUAGGACACGAGUGAGGACACAGCAUGCUGUCGUCCCUGAAGACCCUGCUGCUGCUCUCGGUCCUGUGCACACCGACCUCCAGCCUGUGCCUGCGCCUCUACCAGUCCCGCCUGGACCUCCUGUGCGACGACCAGAUGGCGGUCGGGGUCCGGAGCGAAGGGGACGAGCCGGCUUACUCCCCCGUGGACGGCUGGGGGUCCCUCCUUCAGUCCGCGGAGUACCUCUCCUCCUCUUCCUCCUCCUCCUCCUCCUCUUCUGCCGAGUCCAGCCGGGAAAAAAGGACUUCAAGUCCCGCUUCAAACUACCGCUUCAUGAGCCGGACGAAGCUCAGAGGGCAGAUGCUCCGCAACAGCAGCAGCAGCAAAGGGGACCGGAGGAGCAGGCUGACCCUGUCCCUGGACGUCCCCACCAACAUCAUGAACGUCCUCUUCGACGUGGCAAAGGCCAAGAACCUGCGCGCGAAGGCGGCCGAGAACGCGCGCCUGCUGGCUCAGAUCGGCCGGAGGAAGUGAGCAGAGAGUCGGGACAACUUCGCCCCAACAGACAGACAGACAGACAGCCAUGACCAGUGUUGGCCUCCGUGACAUACUCAGAUUACUUUAGAGUGAUGGUGUUGUUUCUCCAGGGUGGAGGGGUGUUUCCUCUCUCCACUCACAUCACAGACACUGUUCGUAUUUAAUUUAGUCUCUCUCAUGUGAAGGAAUCAGAGUUCUCUUAUUGAUAACACAGACAGAAAAAAAACUCCAUUAAAGCCAAUAAAUGAUGAGAACUAAUCAUUUUGAAAUGUGAUUAGUUCUCACCAGUUACUGACAACCCCACACUCUUGUGUUAAAGCCUCUGUGAUGAGAAUGAUUUGUCUGUUUUCUCACCGUCUUUAAUCAAGACAGAAUUAAAAAGUCAAGAGCAAUAAGGACAGAGCUGUGUGACUUGUAUCAAGAUGAAUGGGAGGAAAACAGGAGCUGUGUGCGUUAGAAACAGAUGAAAUGUUCUCAUCCUUUGGCUUUAGGACUCUGUUGGGGCGAAAGGAGGAAUGCCUUCAGAGCCUCUUUUUAUUUUCCAGUAAAAUGAAUGUUUAAUGUGGUUAGCUGGCCCCACACUCAUCAAAUUUUAAACCCCGGACUGAACAAGAAGAAGAAAGCGGUUGCGAUUAGUCAUUCUCACAUCCAGACCAAUGAAAUGUUUUGUAAUUCGGGUUGCAUAAUCAUAACAUUAGAGUUGAUAUAAUCAUGUUUUUCCUCUUCUCCUCUCUCUCUCUCUCUCUAUGUCUCUCUUUGCUGCUUCAUUUCUUUAUCUACUAAGUUCACAUGGGAGCUCACAGUGAUUUCCAGAUUCUGGUGUGAAACACACAACACUGACACUGACAUACUGUACAAAACCAACUGCAAGAUCGUGAAAUACAGUAAAAUGCAAAUGCAUGGGAAUGUAUGUGUUCAUCAGAUGUCUGUUAUUUUUAUACUCAAAAUAAAGGAUUAUUUUUCCUCAAAUAAAGCAGAUGUAACGCACUACAUUUGCCUUUUUUAUAUAAAGACUUUUGCACAAUUAAAUCAAUAAAUAAUGGAUUUAAUUUAUCUUUUUUUAUUACUACUCCACUAAAGCAAGAGUCUUGCUGACACAUCAGCAUGACUUAUUGACCAUCAGG